CGCUUCCGUCCGCUGCUUACCCCGGUGUCAGUUGCAUAUAGGCUACCCCGCGAUCCGCAUCUAUCGGUACUAAUAGCCCGCGCUUACCUAGCCUUUAAAGAUUUUGGGGGGAUCCGGGAUGAAAAGGUAGUAGCCUAUGCGUUUAUCCAGGGUGUCAGCCUCCUUCACACCAAAUUUAAUCAAAAUCCGUUCAAUACUCUUUGCGUGAAACAGCAACAAACUUUCCCACCAACAUUACCAGGAUGACGGACGGUAAACCAGCAAAUGGCUCCCAAAAGCCCAUAUCCCCUGCGGUUUUAUCUCUCGGGGUGGACGUGGAUGGGGUGAUGAAGCAGCUGGGCCAGCUCGGGCGCUUCCACUGCCGCGCCUUCGCGCUCCUGGCGCUGGUGGCGGUGCAGGUCGGCAUGCUGCACACCACGUAUAUCUUCCUGGCUGGAGAUGUUCAUUACAGAUGCCUGAUCCCGGAGUGCGAGUCAUCAAACAGCUCUGAAUACUCCCCGCCCUGGCUGGAGGGCGCUUUGCCGCCCCCGGACCACCCUCUGGAGCGCCGGUGCAUGCGCCGCGCCCCCGCCCCCGCCGCCCCCGCCGGCGCCUGUGACGCCGACAGCUUCAGCCAGGAGCUGCAGCCGUGCACCUCGUGGGUCUACGAGUCUCAUGAUACGAUUGUGGCGGAGUUCGGACUGGCGUGCGCGGAGUGGCAGCGCACGCUGGUGGGCACGGUGCACAACGUCGGCAUGCUGGUGUCGCUGCCCAUCAUCGGGUACAUCUCCGACCGCUGGGGCCGCAAGCCGGCACUGGUGCUGAGCUCGACGCUGCUCGGCGUCAUCGGCACGCUGAAGGCCUUCUCCGUGUCGUACGAGAUGUACGUGCUGGUCGAGUUCCUGGAGACCGUGGCCGGCGCCAGCGCCUUCCCCGCCGCUUACAUACUCACGAUCGAGCUCCUCGGGCAAGACAAGCGCGUGCUGACAACGGCCUUCCUGGGCAUCAUGCUGGUGCUGGGCGGGCUGGCCUUCGCGCUGCUCGCCCGCACCUUCCAGUACUGGCGCACCUUCAUCCUGGUGGCCUACCCGCCGUCUGUGCUGUUUGUGGUUUAUAUCUAUCUGCUGCCGGAGAGUAUUAGGUGGCUGCUGUCUAAGGGUCGCAAAGAAGAGGCAGUAGAGAUAAUAAUGAACGCGGCGAAACUGAACAAAGUGACUCUCUCCGAGGAGACGAUGAGGCAGCUGCAGGAGGAGAAGGUGAAGCCAACAGAUGACAAGAAGGUCGAGGAGGAAGAGGGGCUGUGGACGCAGGUGCUCCACUCGCCGAUAAUCAUGAAGCGGCUGGCCAUCUGCUCGUGGUGGUGGAUGACGUGCACCUUCGUGUUCUACGGGCUCGCCAUCAACUCCGUCGCGCUCGCCGGCGACAAGUAUACUAACUACAUGCUUGUUGUUAGCGUUGAGAUAAUAGCGGUGGUGACGAACGCGCUAGUACUGGACCGUGUGGGGCGCAAGCCCACGUUGCUGGUGGCCUACUGCGUGUGCGGCGUGGCUUGCGUGGCGCUCACUUUCGUGCCGGACUCUCUCCCCUGGCUGUCCACCUGCCUGUACCUCCUCGGCAAGGUGGCCAUCACGCAGGCGUUCAGCGGCAUCUACAUGUACACCUCGGAACUGUUCCCGACUCACGCCAGACAUUCGUUGCUCGGCUUCUGCUCCAUGGUCGGCCGGAUCGGGUCGAUUAUUGCGCCUCAGAUGCCUCUGGCGGCGCUGUACGUGAGCUGGCUGCCCUCAGUCCUGUUCGGAGGCGCCGCCCUCAUAGCGGGCGCUCUCAUGCUGACCACCCCCGAGACCCUCAACACCAGGCUCCCUGACUCCAUCCGGGAGGCCGAGGACAUCGCCCAGCAGGGGAAGAGCAAGACGAACCAAAUGGAAAUGGACGUCAAAUAAAACUGUGUGAAGAUGCCAUUGAAGCACUACCUUUACAGGCCGAUUCACACACUGUUUAGUGCGAGUAGACACGUACAUUGCUGGGCUUGUUGUAUAGUAUUUGCAAAACUUUUGAAUCUGCCAAACAUACCCAGCAAUGUACGUCUACUUAACAUUCGCACUAAACGGGGUGUGAUCGGAUAGAGCCGUUGUUACUUGUUAAUUUGUGAUAGAAGUACCUUUAUCGUAUUAUUAAUCUAGCUCUAGAUGAGUGUUUUUUUAGGUUAUCUGUAAAAUGUAACUGCGGAGAAGAAUCUAUACUUUUGUAAAUUUUUGCCUAGUUAGCGGAUGAGAGUGUUCUUUCGGAUAUCUCCGUAUGCUUUGCAAGUCGGUAGAAGAGCAGUUUUGUAUAAAACCUUAAUGAGGACGUUAGCUUAUUCUAACAGAGGCUGAGGCUAUGGAAGCUGGACUUUUUUCGAUAAGUUUUUUCUGAUGACCAAAAAUGUACCUAUUACGGUAUUAACUUUCCACUAUGUAAUUCAUUGAUCGAGAUGACUAUUUAACUGUGAUAAUUGUAAGCGAAGAGACUAGACUUGAUCAAUAAAAUUUAAAUUUCACAUGAAACCAUAAAACCGUAUUUAAAAUUUUGCCUUCGUACCUAAAUAGACAGGUUUUUUUUUUUACGUUUUCGCGACAGAGUCUAAGGUGGAAUAAAUCCAAUAAGGCAGGGCUUAAAGUUACCAAUAACCUAUUUUUAAAGCAGUGUACACACAGCGCCUCUAAUUAUAAUUUAUUACUAAUUAAGUACCUCAGUAUUAAGUUUAAAAUGGAAUUAAUUAUUUUUUAAGUACUUUAUAGUACGUAUAAAUAUUGUGAAUACUCUAAGUUUUAUUAUGAUAGGUAGGUAGUACAGUGGCCUAUGUAUUUGAUACUGUACAUUCCAUAGAUAGGUUAAAAUUACCAUAAAUUUAAUAAGCUUCUUAAAGUAAAUUUUGAUGUAGACCUUAGAUAAUGUAACUUAUUGUGUAGAUUUACACUUAUCUCAUAAACCCUUUUAUGCAACUGGACUAAGUUAGGUCUAUGUAAGUUUUGGUGCUGCUUAUGGUGAAAAUACAUAGUGACUCUUGUUGAAUAAAUAAUAUUACCUAAUCGUA
Plutella xylostella (diamondback moth) is the source of this 3055-nucleotide messenger RNA. Its product is annotated as organic cation transporter protein. Gene Ontology annotation, biological process: transmembrane transport. Gene Ontology annotation, molecular function: transmembrane transporter activity. The record is from RefSeq and is a predicted model, not a curated record. NCBI's taxonomy places the organism in Eukaryota, Metazoa, Arthropoda, Insecta, Lepidoptera, Plutellidae. Gene Ontology annotation, cellular component: membrane.